AUGUCGACGUUCAACGAUGACUUUGAGAGACCGUUCGAGGAUUUUGAACCUCUGCAGUGGGGCGCAUUGCGCGAGAUGUGUCAGGCCAACGUGGAGUACUUCACCGACCACCAGGACAAGAACAGCGUCCGGAUCAGGGCCGCCCUCAUGGCGAUUCUGGAUUACCUGGUCGAGAUGCAGCCGUUGUACAGGGAGAUCGCCAGAUUCGCGCCGUACUUCGACUUCGACGAGGACACGCCGGGGAACGGAUACCGAAGUUUCCUCUUCAUGGUUGACAGGUGCAUCAUGCACUCCGGUCUGCUCUGUCGGCAGAUGUACCAUCAGAAGGACUCUGUAUUCUUCCGGAGGAGCUACUACAUGAAGGAAAUAGAAGCUUGUUCCCAGCUGUUGGCGUCGCUUUACACAUGUUUGCAGCACUUAAAAACGAUGUAUUCGUGGAGCACGGAAGUAAUGAGCGAUGGGAAGCUGUCGCUGUUCCCACUGGAGCAAUACAGUAUUCAGGAACUUCUCAAUAACGCGGAAGAUAUCAAUCAGUACUGUUUUUAUGGCAGGUGCUUAGGAUUUCAGUUUUGCGAUACUUUGAGACAUGUUUUAAAAUCGUUAUCGUUCUUUAUGGCGUCCUUCAGUGAAAUGUACUAUAGCAACGGUACGCUACUAGGGCGAUGCACCAAUUCCGUCAAGUAUUUAUUGGAUCCCGAAGCAAGAGCUCGUCGUAUUGUUAAUAUAGCUCAGCAUGCUGACAUUUCUUUUUGUCAGGCGUUUUGGUUUCUCAGCGAAUCUGCAAUAAUGAACAUAUUAAACGUCUCGACUUUACCAAUCAAUCAAGUAAUAUCUAUUCCGCCCGAGGAAUUAGUUCUACCUACUGUGGAUGGUGGAACUGUUUCCAUUCCAAUACCAAAUAGUCACAUUGGAAAGAAACCGAUCCAUGUUAGACUGCUAAGCUCCAAACGGCGUCUAGGAAUGGUUGGAUCUGGAGGUAUAGGAGGAGAAUUAUGCGGUUUGAGCGACGAACUGAUUAUUCAUACCCACGGAGGCGGAUUCGUGUCGCAGACCUCGCGAUCGCACGAAAUGUAUCUACGAAAUUGGACUGUGACGCUUGGUGUGCCAAUCUUGAGCAUAGAUUACAGUUUAGCCCCAGAGGCGCCUUAUCCUCGUGCGCUUGAAGAGGUGUUGUAUGCUUAUGCUUGGGCAUUAAAGCAUGCUAAUACUUUACUUGGAAGUACAGCAAAGAAAGUGAUACUUGCUGGCGAUUCUGCAGGAGGAAACUUGAAUUUAGGAAUUACUUUAAAAUGUAUGCAAUUAAAUAUAAGAAUACCAGAUGGUAUUUUUAUGGCAUACACACCACUACGUGUCGAAUUCGUACCGUCGCCUUCUCGUAUGCUGUGUCUCACGGAUCCAUUGCUACCAUUCGGAUUUAUGUUACGCUGCUUGAAGGCUUAUGCAGUAUCUGAUACAAAGAAACCCACAAAAGAACAUGAGAAUGAAGAAGACCUCAAGUCAGAUACAGAGUCUUUUGCAGAAGUGAGCGAAAGUGACCUUAUAGCAUUAGCCCUGAGUCCGAACGGAGACGGCGCGAACGAUGAUCAGAAAUUAGUAUCCCUUCCAUCCGAUUCGACGUUAAAUUCUGUCAGCUUGACAGAAGUCGAUGGUAUUGAGUGUCCGAAAACACCAGCGAAAUCUCGAGAAUAUAUCAGUAAAUUUUUGGACAUGUACAGAAAAUCCGGCCUUGCUUCAACAUCGUCGUCUGUUCCAAGGAACGGUAGUGUCAGUAUAAAUGGUAACAGUUCAGGACAAAGUAACAAAUCGUGGUUGAAGAAAUCUUUGUUCGGGUGGUCCUUCGGUAGAAGAAGUAGUAAGGAUAGCAGAGAACUUAAUAUGGAGAAUACAAUUUCUUCCGAAGAAUUCGCUUUUACAAUACCAAGGGAUCCCUUCUUGAGUCCUUAUCUAGCACCAGAUAAUAUGCUAGCUAAUAUACCGCCCAUAACUAUACUGACGUUACACCUUGACCCUUGUCUCGAUGAUUGCGUCAUGUUUGCGAGGAAGCUUCGCUCGCUUGGCAAUAAAGUCACGUUGGAUAUUUUGCAGGGUUUGCCACACGGGUUUCUCAAUUUUUUACAGACUUCGAAAGAAGCAAUGGAAGGUUCAGAGGUUUGUGCCAGGAGGAUAAAAGAAUUACUGGAACUAUAACUGUCCAAUAUUUAAAAAAACUAUUAUAAUUGUUUAUAUAUAUAUACACAUAAAAUGUCCAGAAAUUUGCAAAUACAAAAACUGAAGCAGGAAAGUUCUUGAAAAAUUAAAUAAAAUAGUUAUUUAUAGAUUUUUAUUUCAAACAGUUUUUGAGAUUUAAAGACUUAAAGCUGGUCAAACAGAGAUUACAUUCAGACGAUUGCUUAUUAUGCGGUUACUAAUACUGCUCACACAACUCAUAGAUGCGACUGUCUAAAAGUAAUUUAUGAUUGGCCAGCUUUAAAUCCUUAUACCUUAAAAAUUACAAUUUGAAAUAAAAAUUUAUAAAUAAUUAUUUUAUUUAAUUUUUUGAGACUUUUCUUGUUAUGAGAUCUUAAUUCGCGAAUUUUGAAACACCCUGUAUAUAUCGAGCUAGAACGAGGAGAUGUACUUCAGUCUAUUUGAGCAACACAUAUUUAUAUGAAUAUAAUUAUGUCUGAAUACGACAUAAAUACAUGUCAUUUUUUUCUGCAGCUUAACUAUAUUUUGUAAUAUUUCAGAAAUUAGGCAUAUGAUAGACAAAGCUUUACAUUAGUGAUUUUCUACUGCAUUAGUUGCAUAAGUUAUAUUACUGUUGUCACAUUGAUGUCAUGUAUUGCCAAAUGGCAUUAUCUAAAAUGAUUAGAAUUAGGAUGUUUCAAAUCUGAUAUCCGAUCACAUAUUAGUAAAAAACGUCCUAUACAGAAAUAUUAAAUUAUUCUAUUUUCUUGUUAUAUAACUAUAUUAUGUUAGAUAGCAAAUUAAAAUUUACACUUAUUAUUUGUGAUAUUCAUCUUACAUGACAAUUUUUUAUAUGUGAAAUAACCAAUGUGCAAUAUACUUGUUUUUUACAAAUAUAUAUUUUUCAAUAUGUGCAUGUAAUCGUAUUAAUGCCACAAUUUUCUAAAAGAAAAUGGUUUAAAUAUUAUGUACAAAUUUUUAAUGCAUCUGAGUAGAGAUGGGGACAAUAAAAACGAUAUAUAGAAAUCGCA
Molecule: messenger RNA, 3197 nt
Organism: Solenopsis invicta (red fire ant)
Lineage: Eukaryota; Metazoa; Arthropoda; Insecta; Hymenoptera; Formicidae
Gene: Hsl
Product: hormone-sensitive lipase
Exons: 10
Coding region: 1-2187 (728 amino acids)
Biological process (GO): triglyceride catabolic process; cholesterol metabolic process
Cellular component (GO): cytosol
Molecular function (GO): sterol ester esterase activity; triacylglycerol lipase activity
Source: RefSeq, a predicted model, not a curated record